Molecule: messenger RNA, 924 nt
Organism: Phytophthora infestans T30-4
Lineage: Eukaryota; Oomycota; Peronosporomycetes; Peronosporales; Peronosporaceae
Exons: 6
Coding region: 1-924 (307 amino acids)
Source: RefSeq, a predicted model, not a curated record
AUGCGAAUCGAUAAGUGGCUGGAUUCUCAACGUCUGCUCAUGGACAGUGUUCGUCAAAAGCUCAUCUGUGGAAUCCAGGGUGGUGACCGUAAGGGGUUCCAAGGGGUUCAAAAUGCUUUACAUCAUUUAGACAAUAAGGGCGACGGCUUUUUGGAUGUGAAGAUAUUCACAAAAAAGUUUCUCCAGCAUCUUAAGGUUCCGUUGACGCGACCAGAACGAGAAUUCUUACUGGAACAACUUAAAGCACAGAGCUUCGAAGAGGAGCGAGAUGUCAUCGACUAUGAACAGCUUGGCCCUCCAUCCCCUUCGAAAACUUCUCAACUUGGUGCCAACUUCCUCGCAGCUGAGAAACAGCUCAAGGAGUUUUUACAUGCCCCCAAAAGUAUCUCUGUAGACACCCCGCGCUGUCUCGUUACUGGAGCAGAAGAGUUUCUUGAACUUGCAGAAGCAAUGGAUCAAGAUAAUACUGGUCUGCUGUACGAAGACGAAUACUCGCGAAUUCUGUCGAAAUGCGGAGUUGACAUUGAUCCGGAUCUUCUCAAAGAAAUGCUCUCACGAUUCUCACGUUCGCCCGGAAAUCUGAUCAGCUACACCGCGUUUCUUCAACGCUACGGGCAGAAUCCUCAACAUUCUCGAGGGAGGCGAGAACUUAAGCAGCUCGUUCUCCACCUUUUGGCGCGGCUAACUGUACCUGUAUCCGAGUGGACCCGGUUCUUGCACCAGCGAUUCGAGAAAUACGAUCGCAAAUUGCAUGGCUACAUCAAAAGUUCACUUCCAACAGAAGCUUUUAUGCGUGCGGUUCAGGGCCGCUCCAUCGUGUUCAAGCUAACGACGGACGAAGCAGCACAAGUGACGUCGCUCUUUCUUCGUUUUUCCUCGAAUUCUUCAACGAAGCAUCUCCACUAUCGCCCAUUCCUUACGUAA